Molecule: messenger RNA, 1248 nt
Organism: Chenopodium quinoa (quinoa)
Lineage: Eukaryota; Viridiplantae; Streptophyta; Magnoliopsida; Caryophyllales; Amaranthaceae
Product: ATP-dependent DNA helicase PIF6-like
Exons: 2
Coding region: 1-1248 (415 amino acids)
Biological process (GO): telomere maintenance; DNA repair
Molecular function (GO): DNA helicase activity
Source: RefSeq, a predicted model, not a curated record
AUGUAUCAUGUUACAAAGCAAAUACAUGGGGCAUUUUUUAUAGAUGGUCCUGGUGGAACAGGAAAGACUUUUUUAUAUAAUGCUUUAUAUGCAGAAAUAAGGCUCAUAAAUAAAAUUAUCUUGCCAACAGCAACAUCCGGUAUAACUGCAGCUAAUAUUCCUUCUGGAAGAACUGCACACUCACGGAUAAAGAUUCCACUAGAUCCUCUUGAAUCACUUGCCUGUAAUAUACCUAAACAAGGAAGUCUAGCAGCAUUGCUUAGAGAAACAACACUCAUCAUUUGGGAUGAAGCUUCGAUGGCAAAAAAGGAAAACAUUGAGUCACUUGAUGUGUUACUUAGAGAUAUUUGUAAUCCAAAUUUAUUAUUUGGAGGUAAAAUUGUUGUCUUUGGAGGAGAUUUCAGACAAGUUCUUCCUGUCGUUCCAAAGAGAACACAACGUGAAGCAGUUGCUGCUAGCUUGGAUACAGAAGAUUCAUUUGUGCAGCUGCCAGCAGAAAUUGUACAGCCUUAUGAUGUUGCUACACCUCAGGAUAUGCAUUUGACUUCGGUUGCAUUUCCAGAAAUGGAUAUGCUUCCAUUUAGUGCAGACAUAUUUACAACUAGAGCUAUACUCACACCAAUCAAUGAUGAUGUGGAUAUUAUAAAUACAAUUUUGAUAGACAAAUUUCCAGGUGAAGCAGUGGCGUACAAGAGUUAUGAUUCAAUGAUCGAUGAUGAUUAUAACAUCUAUCCUACUGAAUUUCUGAAUAAGCUCUGUCCUGGUGGCAUGAGCCCUCAUGAACUCAUAUUGAAACCUAAUAGUCCAGUUAUCCUGCUAUGUAACAUCUUACCAUCAUCUAGGCUUUGCAAUGGAACGCGCCUAAUAUGUAAAAAAAUAUUCCCAAAUCUCAUUGAAUGUGUUAUUACUAUUGGGCAUUAUAAAGGAGAACAUGUAUUGAUACCAAGGAUUAAUCUAAGACCAUCAGAGUCUUCAGGUUAUCCUUUUCAAUUUCAAAGGAAACAAUUCCCUUUAAAGCUUAGCUUUGCGAUGACCAUCAUCAAAGCUCAAGGGCAAACACUUAAUAAAAUUGUUGUUUACCUACCAAGAUCAUGCUUCUCAUAUGGUCAGUUGUAUGUUGCCCUUUCCCGAGCUCGACAAGCAACUAAUGUCAGUGUUGUAACUGACAUAAAUGUUGAUCAGGCCAGUUUUUGUCAUGUCAAAAAUGUUGUCUCUUAUGAUAUUUUACAUAUGGCUGGCAUCAUUUGA